AAAAACGCGCCAGGGCCGGGCGCGCGCCUCUUUCUCAGUUGUCUUGGGGUCCCGCUGAGGCGCGGACGGGCGAGCGGAGCCAACAUGCCGGUUGCCCGGAGCUGGGUUUGUCGCAAAACCUAUGUGACCCCGCGGAGACCCUUCGAGAAAUCCCGCCUCGACCAAGAGCUGAAGCUGAUCGGCGAGUAUGGACUAAGGAACAAACGUGAAGUCUGGAGGGUCAAAUUUACCCUGGCCAAGAUCCGCAAAGCUGCUCGGGAGCUGCUGACCCUGGACGAGAAAGAUCCACGGCGUCUGUUUGAAGGCAAUGCCCUGCUGCGGCGGCUUGUCAGGAUUGGGGUGCUGGAUGAGGGUAAGAUGAAGUUGGAUUACAUCCUGGGCCUGAAGAUCGAGGACUUCUUGGAGAGGCGCCUGCAAACCCAGGUCUUCAAAUUGGGCUUGGCGAAGUCCAUCCACCAUGCCCGUGUGCUGAUCCGCCAGCGCCAUAUCAGGGUCCGCAAGCAGGUGGUGAACAUCCCGUCCUUCAUUGUCCGCCUGGACUCCCAGAAGCACAUCGACUUCUCCCUCCGCUCGCCUUAUGGGGGUGGCCGCCCGGGCCGCGUGAAGAGGAAGAAUGCCAAGAAGGGCCAGGGUGGGGCUGGCGCCGGUGACGAUGAGGAGGAGGAUUAAGGGUCCCACGCCCUCCUGGGCUGGCGGCAUGUCUCAGUUUGCAGUCAGACAGUAAACAUGUUGUCAGUGUUUU
This is a messenger RNA of Talpa occidentalis (Iberian mole), 742 nucleotides long. RefSeq names its product ribosomal protein S9 (gene RPS9). The transcript is spliced from 5 exons. The record is from RefSeq and is a predicted model, not a curated record. Gene Ontology annotation, molecular function: rRNA binding; structural constituent of ribosome. Lineage: Eukaryota; Metazoa; Chordata; Mammalia; Eulipotyphla; Talpidae. Gene Ontology annotation, biological process: translation; positive regulation of translational fidelity. Gene Ontology annotation, cellular component: cytosolic small ribosomal subunit. Bases 85 to 669 code for a protein of 194 amino acids.